Messenger RNA from Xenopus laevis (African clawed frog), 4581 nucleotides. It is a transcript of the gene crtc1.L, whose product is annotated as CREB regulated transcription coactivator 1 L homeolog. Gene Ontology annotation, molecular function: cAMP response element binding protein binding. The transcript has 14 exons. Gene Ontology annotation, cellular component: nucleus; cytoplasm. The record is from RefSeq and is a predicted model, not a curated record. The coding region runs from base 91 to 1923 and encodes 610 amino acids. Lineage: Eukaryota; Metazoa; Chordata; Amphibia; Anura; Pipidae. Gene Ontology annotation, biological process: protein homotetramerization; positive regulation of transcription by RNA polymerase II.
CCAUUCAUCCUCCCCGCUGCCUCCUCGGUGAAACGUCACGUACAUAACGGGUGCGCGCAUUUGUCAGGAGGAGGAGGCGGAGGAGGGAAAAUGGCGACCUCAAACAAUCCGCGGAAAUUUAGUGAGAAAAUCGCUUUGCACAAUCAGAAGCAAGCGGAGGAAACGGCCGCUUUUGAGGAGGUCAUGAAGGACCUAAGCAUCACUCGGGCGGCACGGUUACAGCUACAGAAGACCCAAUAUUUGCAGUUGGGACAAAGCCGUGGGCAGUACUAUGGAGGCUCCCUGCCAAACGUGAAUCAGAUUGGAAACAGUGCCAUUGACCUACCAUUUCAGACUCCAUUUCAGUCUUCUGGACUAGAUACAAGCAGGACAACACGGCAUCAUGGACUGGUUGACAGAGUCUAUCGAGAACGGAAUCGCCUUGGAUCCCCCCACAGACGACCCUUAUCAGUAGACAAGCAUGGACGACAAGUAGACAGUUGUCCCUAUGGAGCUGUAUAUCUCUCACCCCCGCCUGAUACAAGUUGGAGACGAACUAAUUCAGAUUCAGCCCUGCACCAAAGUACACUGAAUCCCAGCCAACAAGAAGCUUUCACAGGAAGCUCUCAGGAUGUUCAGCAACGAGUGUUGUUACUGACUGUACCAGGAAUGGAAGAUAGUUUGGAAGGAGAUAAAAUACUAAAACAAGGAUGGGACACGAAAAAGACAGGAUCUUCAAGGCCAAAGUCAUGUGAAGUUCCUGGAAUCAACAUAUAUCCGUCAAGUGACCAGGAUAAUACGACGAGCCUGAUCCCUGCUGCACAUAACACUGGCGGAUCACUGCCUGACUUGACAAACAUCCACUUCCCUUCGCCAUUACCAAUUCCAUUAGACCCUGAGGAAUCCACAUUCCCAACUCUGAGCAACGCUAACAGCACCGGCAACCUAGCAAGCAAUUUAACUCACCUGGGUAUCGGUACUGUCAGUCAGGGAAUGACAACAACGCAAGGAACAGGAUCAGUACAGCAUCGUCAGCCACCUGUAAGUCCACUUACGUUGAACUCUGAAUCCAGAAGGCAGCAGUCACAACAGAUGUCUCCAACUAUGUCCCCUCUUUCACCUAUUACUCAGGCAGUGGCAAUGGAUGCUUUGUCUCUGGACCAGCAGCUUCCCCCGUACACAUUUUUUACACAGCCAAGUUCACAGCAACAGACACAAGUGCCACAUAAUACCACAUUAAUGCAGGGCUCUGGUUUACAAAGGGGAACACAGCUCCCUCCCCUUACAGUAACUAUAUCCACCACAGUUCCACAGUCACCUCCAGGAAAUCAGACACCAUCAUCUCUGGCUAUGGAUAUUAAUUCGGCUUCUCUCCAGCAGUACCGCAGUAAUGCUGGAUCCCCAGCCAUCCAGUCUCCCACUUCUCCUGUCUCCAAUCAAGGCUUCUCUCCAGGCAACUCCCCUCAACAUUCAAUCCUAGGGAGUGUAUUUGGAGAUUCCUAUUAUGACCAGCAGAUGACUGCACGGCAAACGAAUGCCCUAUCUCACCAGCUUGAGCAAUUUAACAUGAUAGAAAAUGCAAUUAGCUCCAACAGCCUAUACAGCCCCUGUUCAACGCUUAACUACUCUCAGGCAGCCAUGAUGGGACUUACAAGUAGUCACAGCAGCUUGCAAGAUUCUCAGCAGCUCAAUUAUUCUAGUCAUAGUAACAUACCUAACAUCAUUCUCACAGUUACAGGAGAAUCCCCCCCAAGCUUAUCAAAGGAACUUACUAGUACACUGGCAGGUGUUGGAGAUGUGAGUUUUGAUUCUGAUUCACAGUUUCCUCUGGAUGAACUUAAAAUUGACCCCUUGACAUUGGAUGGACUGCAUAUGCUUAAUGAUCCAGACAUGGUCCUGACAGAUCCAGCAACAGAAGAUACUUUUAGAAUGGACCGACUGUAAAUUGAAUAUUCAAUGCAGGAAAUAUAAUGCUGUCCUUACCCCCGCUGAGCAGAAACGUUCAAUUGUGUAAGGCAACCACUGAGAGGUGUCGCUCUAUGCUGUACAAUGAGUAAAAUCUUGUUGUCCUAAGCUUGCAAUGCUAUGAAUCACAUAUUGUGUGCCAUGUUUAGCUCUUGUAAUCCGUUCAUUGCAGCCCAAUGAAGGAUUAUAUCUAAUUUUUCUUUAUUAAUCACCAAAGUUCUGACAUUGAGUUAACUUUUUAUUUUUAGUGCUUACACUCAGUGUUUAAAUCUGGUGCAGGAAAACAGAUUGGAUCCUCUGAUUACUAGACAGUUGUUGGCCUUACUAAAGCCUGUAUCAGCAUAUGCUGUGUAUAGCAUUUCACCUCUUGAGAAGGACAAGCAGGCCAAAAUCUAAUGAGGAAUUGCUAUACUUUUUGGAUAUUAAAAUUGUGGUUUUUCCAGACAGCUUUGUUUCUGACUGUAGCUGACAUAGGGAAUUUGCCUGCCAUGGGAAUGCUUGACAAAUAUUGUUAAUUAUUUAGACUAAAAACAUCCAUCCUUCUGAAUAGAAGACACUUUACACAUUGUCUGAAUUGUCUGAUUUGCUAAAGAAAUAGAGGCUGCUUCAGCACACAGAAUUGCACGGUUAGUGAAGGAGCCAAUUGAAAUAGUUUUCAUAGGAAAUCAUAAGCAGCUAAUCAAACAGUAGUCCAGCUAUUAAACUUUGUGUUCUUCUACAAAGGAUGGUUUUCUAGUUUGUUGCCCAGCUUGUGAAUUACCCCAUUUAAAGUCAGAAGGGCUAACAACAAUCUUCUUAAGCAGUCAUGUUUUCAUAGUAUUUGUGAAAGUUGUUGUUAAACUUGGGAUACGUUCUAAUGCUUCAUAAAAAAAUACAUAGAUAAAACAAAAAGGGGGAUGAAUUUGUAAUCUUGCCAACCAGAUUAUUCAUAAAAUGCACCCUUACUACUAGAAACUAUGGGUUCCUUCCUAUGCAUUACACUGUUACAAAUGAAAUGGUUUGUUUCUGAUGUAUAAGUUAAAUAUGAUAAUGCAUGCAGUUGUAUGUUUUAUUGGCAGCUGUAGAUGCAAAGCAAGAGCAUUAACACCUGAAAUGUAACAGCUGAUUUUACCGUUAUAGUUGCUUACCUUUACUGAAGAAAUGUAAAUGUAUUCCAUCUUCUACAACCAAAACUGCCUAAUGUUACCAAUAGCAAUCUUUUACAAUGACAGGUUACUUAUUGUGAUUGUAUUUUUCAAAUGUUGUGAAUCACGUAUUCGUUCCCAGGCUACAUGGUUAGAUGCACUUUGUCCUGAUUGCUACAAUGACUGCUGCAUAAACGGAGGUGACUGCACUGUCAAAAGAUACCCAACGCUAACUAUAACCCACAUUUAUCAUUUUCUAAAAGGAACCUCUAAGGUUUGCACGCAGGAUUAAACAACCUUUUCUUAAAGGAACAGAGCAUGAGCCUAAAUUGAUAGGUCUGCAAGGAGUUAAUGGCAAGGUGGAAACUGCCGAACAACCAGAGUGUAUUUGGGGAGAAAAGAGAUGUCAUAUAAUCAGGAAGUUAAAGAAACGUGAGUCACACCUAGAAUUAGUAUCUAUUAUACAGAGCUUUAUAUACAUCUGCAGAUAUGUUUCCCAAGAUAUGGGCUACUCAAAGCCCCUUAUAUGAUGUAUAAUAGUUCUGCUAUACAGAAAUAAAUAUAUUCUGUACUAAACCAGUAAGUGAUAAUAUUGGAUGCUUGGGCAACAUUGGUUCAUGAGCUCGUCUACCCCAGUCGGAAAUAGGAUUAACCUAGAUUUUGUACUACAACUUCUGUAUCUCUGGUAAAUUCUGAUAAAUAAUUUUAUUAUUCAGACAAGAAAAUUAGAAGAAAUAUACAUUUUUUCACAUUAGCUAACAUAUAAUCAUAGUGUUAGCUCCAUAAGUAAAAUAGCCUAUUUAAUUCUAGUUGUAGAUCGUUUUAAACAGACAGCAUUGCCUUGCUGAGGUUAACAAAAUAGGAUUUGUACUCUUAAUGUAAAAAAGUUAAAUGAUUUUUGGUCUGUUUUUUAAGCAUUACAAUCAUACCUGUUAAAUCUUUUUAAGAACACAAGAAGCAAAAUCAAGUUUUGCUGUUUUAAGUGAAAGUCUUUCCCUGAAGAUCUAUGACCUUAACUUCAACACUUGCGUCCAAUUUUGUACUGAGGAAAGCUCUGUAUGGAUUUGAUUUACUACAUUUUGCCACGAGAGACAAUAUAACCUCACAUUUCCUAGGCUUUGUCACUUCUGAGUGGUUACCUUAAAAAUCGCACCGAGUGCUAUGGUUCUGGGUGCAUUGUUGUUAUAAAGCUAAUAGUGGGAAAAUAACAAUUCAAGUGCCUCCAGCUUAGUACAGUACCCCAUCAGCGAGUCACUUCUGAUGGCUGUGUAUUUACAAGUAGGCUAAAAUCAUUUCGAAGGGAGCAGGGAAUACAGUACUGAAAGUUUCUCAUUCUUUGGUCUUCUAUAAAUGUGUGUUAUUAGAUUAGUUAUUUGUAUCAAGCUAAUAUCAACAAAACAGACUGCUGAUAGUAUUGUCAUUUCCCUGCUUAUCAGUGUACAAAUGUAGAAAACUAGCCAAUCAGAGAAAAAAAAAAAAAUCAAUAAACGAAUGUGACUCGGCUUUAAGAAAA